AUGGCAGAAGUCCUGGGCCUAGCGGCGAGCGUCAUUGCCGUGGUGGACGUUGCCGCCAAGACUGGAAGCGCCUACGUCAGAAUCCAAAAGUUAUGGAGCGAGGUCAAGAAUGUCCCAAACUUGCUCCGGGAAAAGGCGGAAGACAUCCAGAUCUUCGAAGAUUUCCUCGCGAACGUUGAGGACAAUCUGGCUAUCAGCCCACUUCCGGCCCUCGCAUCAGACCGUAUCCUACUCGAGAAACUUAUCGGCAGGUGUCGCUUUGCUUUAGAAGAACUGCAGGGCAUGGUAGACAGGAUCUACACCAGAGUCAUCAGCGAACGCGGGUUGAAGCACAGGAUAGCUUCUGCAAAAGCCGCUCUGAGGAAAGACGAUCUGGAGGCCCUAUCGCUCAAACUUGACCGAGCUCUCCAGAUGUUCCAAAUGGCACAGGCCGAAGAACGGCGACGAAUAGGGACACAAAAGCAGUGA
This is a messenger RNA of Colletotrichum gloeosporioides, 468 nucleotides long. RefSeq lists its product as uncharacterized. The record is from RefSeq and is a predicted model, not a curated record. NCBI's taxonomy places the organism in Eukaryota, Fungi, Ascomycota, Sordariomycetes, Glomerellales, Glomerellaceae. The transcript is spliced from 2 exons. The coding region runs from base 1 to 468 and encodes 155 amino acids.